Colletotrichum chrysophilum is the source of this 912-nucleotide messenger RNA. RefSeq lists its product as uncharacterized. NCBI's taxonomy places the organism in Eukaryota, Fungi, Ascomycota, Sordariomycetes, Glomerellales, Glomerellaceae. Gene Ontology annotation, molecular function: hydrolase activity. The transcript has a single exon. Bases 1 to 912 code for a protein of 303 amino acids. The record is from RefSeq and is a predicted model, not a curated record.
AUGGCAACAUCACGCCAGGUAACCUACGACAGCCGCGGGCUGAAGAUCUUUGCAAAUCUUGUCUUUCCUCCCACGUCAGCUCCCGACCGCAAGAAUGCUGCAAUUGUUGUUGGUCACCAGGGUACAGGUGUCAAAGAGCAAGCCUCCGGCCUGUACGCCAAAACCCUUGCCUCUGAAGGGUUCAUCACCCUCGCCUUUGAUGCAGCCUACCAGGGAGAAAGCGAGGGCUUACCCCGAGGCUUAGAGGAUCCAGCACAACGUGUCGAAGACAUCAAAUCCGCAGUCACAUAUCUCUCAACCCUUGGAAGCGACGUAGUCGACCCGUCCCGAAUUGGCUGUGUAGGCGUCUGCGCCUCUGCAGGCUACGGAAUCAGCGCUGCAGCAACAGAUCAGCGCAUCCAGGCUGUCGCCGGCGUAUCUACAAUGUGCUUUGGCACUUUGACCCGAGAAGGCAUGAAGGAUCCAGCAACCGGACAAAUCGACGCUGUGAAACUGUCCCAAGGCUUGGAGCAGGCCGCGAAGGCUCGGAUCGACGAGAUGGAAGGCAAGGCGUCAGUGACUCACAACAUUCUGGACGUGUUUUCCCACCCAAGGGAGGACAUCAGGGCAUACUACAAUGAUCUUCGGUGGAGUAACACGAGAUGCACCAACGAGAUGGUGACGAGAAGCUCCAUGCUCCUCGUCACAUUUGACUCAUUUCAAUAUGUUGAGUGGAUCUCGCCGCGGCCUCUGCUGUUGGUUGCCGGAAACGAGGCAAUGACGUUCCCAUAUAGUCAACAGAUUCUACAGAGGGCCAAAGAGCCGAAGGAGUUUUUUGUCAUUGGUCGGGCUGGCCACGUUGAGUUGUAUCAGGAUGUGUCAAAGAGUGGACCGAAGCUGGUUGACUUCUUUGUAAGGGCACUUUGCAUGUAA